ACUGGGUCAUGAUCUCGCGCAGCUCAGAAAUCCCAACAAGCAUUGGCACCAAGCCCCGUAGACAAGUGUGUAUGUGCGUAGCCUAGUAGAGAACAUGAAGUUUCGAGAACGCACAACGCUAUCAUGAAUUGCCCUCCGACCAGUCUUCUCCUGCAGUUCGCCUUCUGACAAGAGGACAAUUAACGUCAUGGGAGAUAGAACUGUGGGAUAUGUGAUUCUGGUAACUUAGGGGGGCCGAGCCGACAUCGAGCUAAUAAUGUGUGUGCUUAUAAAGGGCAAGGUACCACCUUAUUAGUCUAGCACUGGACCCGAUAAUCGGCCACUGCACUGCAAGCAUGAGUUGCAGUGAGGUCACCCGUGGACCUCACUGGGCUGAGCUGAGGUUGCCCCUCCAUGUCCAUGCAAUGUUGAGCUACUUUUCUGGCACCAUUCUUCCAAACCUUUCCAAGCGGUCCUAUUUCACGCAACCUCACUCUGAUAUCGCACUUUACAUCUCUCUUUCACUCAAAAGAUACCAUCACACACACUCGCCCAUCAUGGCUCGCACUUUCUUCGUCGGCGGCAACUUCAAGAUGAACGGGUCCAACUCGUCCAUCAAGGAGAUUGUCAACAACCUCAACAACGCCUCCCUUGACCCCAACACCGAGGUCGUCGUCUCCCCUCCCUCCAUCUUCCUUCAGACUGUUCGCGAGAGCUUGAACAAGAAGAUUGGCGUCGCCGCCCAGAACGUCUUCUACAAGCCCAACGGCGCCUACACUGGCGAGAUCUCGGUCGAGCAGCUCAAGGACAGCAACAUUGACUGGGCUAUCCUCGGUCACUCUGAGCGCCGCACCAUCCUCAAGGAGUCCGACGAGACCGUCUCCCUCAAGACCAAGGUUGCCACCGAGGCCGGCGUCAGCGUCAUCUGGUGCUGCGGCGAGAGCCUCGAGGAGCGCGAAGCUGGCACCACCAUUGAGGUCGUCAGCAAGCAGCUCGCGUCUCUCAAGAGCCACAUCUCGGACUGGAGCCGCAUCGUCAUUGCCUACGAGCCCAUCUGGGCCAUUGGCACCGGCAAGGUUGCCACCACCUCCCAGGCCCAGGAGGUGCACAAGGCUAUCCGCGACUGGCUGGCCAAGAACGUCAGCGACAAGGUCGCCGAGGAGACUCGCAUCCUGUACGGCGGCAGCGUCAACGAGAAGAACUGCGGCGAGCUCGCGCAGCAGCCUGACAUUGACGGUUUCCUCGUCGGCGGUGCCUCGCUCAAGCCUGCUUUCGUCGACAUUGUCAACGCCAAGCAGCAGAAGUAAAUCUGUUCCCAUCCUCAUGAAGAACCCCCCCAUGUAGAUCCGAACGGAAACCUUUGAAUAAACGCAAAAUUUGAC
Molecule: messenger RNA, 1361 nt
Organism: Emericellopsis atlantica
Lineage: Eukaryota; Fungi; Ascomycota; Sordariomycetes; Hypocreales; Bionectriaceae
Product: Triosephosphate isomerase
Exons: 3
Coding region: 336-1286 (316 amino acids)
Biological process (GO): glycerol catabolic process; glycolytic process; gluconeogenesis
Cellular component (GO): cytosol
Molecular function (GO): triose-phosphate isomerase activity
Source: RefSeq, a predicted model, not a curated record